Anopheles nili is the source of this 2414-nucleotide messenger RNA. RefSeq names its product collagen alpha chain CG42342-like. The transcript has 16 exons. Lineage: Eukaryota; Metazoa; Arthropoda; Insecta; Diptera; Culicidae. The record is from RefSeq and is a predicted model, not a curated record. Bases 1 to 2334 code for a protein of 777 amino acids.
AUGGCAACAUUCGCAGCCGGGGUAGGGCCGGAAGCCGGGCCGGACCCGAUGAUGGGCGCCGACAGUGGUGGUGUUAGUGGUGGGUUAGCGAACGCCAAAAAGUGCAAUGCCAAAGCGAGUGAGGGGCCACGCGCCGUGGGAGCGACUGGCCGAAGGAAAACGAGCAGUGGGGCCGGGGCAAUCCUCGAGGGAGGCCCGUUGGGUUCGAAGCCAUCCUCGGCCCACUCGCUGAUCAACUACCUGUUCUAUCUCAUGUGCAUCGCGGCGCUCGGAGCCACCGUGUACGCGAACCUGCGCCAAUCACACGUAGAGGAUAAAUUAAGUAGUCUAGUUAGUAUCGAAGUGCGGCUCGGUCUGCUCGAGGCGCAGGUGAGCGAUGUAUAUAGGAGGAUCACGCGGCAGACCGACGGUUCGGUCGAGAACGAGUCCAUGUCGGACGUGGUGCGGAAGCUGUCGCAUCAGAUCGCUGAGUUGCCAAGGAUGCGGCGUGACUUGUCCGUGCUGAAGGUGUCCCGGAAGGAUCGACAGGCCGCUGGACAGCAGAUCGGUGGUGACUGCAUGUGUCCGCCAGGACCUCCAGGACCACCAGGACCUCCCGGCAAAAGAGGGAAACGCGGCAAGAAAGGCGAUCCGGGCGAUCCAGGCACGGAGGGUCCCACUGGACCUCCGGGCAAAAAUGGGCUGCCGGGCAUCCGGGGACCGAAGGGAGAUCGCGGACUAAUGGGCCCGAUCGGAUUGGACGGUCCGAAAGGCGAACCGGGCCGACCCGGAGACAAGGGCUCGAAGGGCGAAGUCGGCGCACCCCCGGUAGACGUGUUCCAGACGGUGAAGGGAUUAAAGCGCUCCGUAACGACGCUACGCGGUGGCUCGUUAGGCUACGCGGAAAUCGUGGCCGUGAAGGGUGAACCUGGUGAACCGGGACCGCCCGGACCUCCGGGGCCGCCGGGUGUGUCGGGAACGAUCGGGCAGGACGGACGUCCGGGGCCACCGGGUGAUCCGGGGUUGAAGGGUGACAUUGGACCACCAGGUGAGAAGGGCCCCGUUGGUAAUCCAGGAACUCCGGGACUUCCAGGCACAAAGGGUGAUCGAGGCGACAAAGGCGAUCGAGGUUUGACGACGCACUUCAAGGGAGAUCAAUUCCCGGCCGGCAUUAUCGAGGGUCCACCAGGACCUCCAGGACCACCAGGUCCAAUUGGAGAAAAGGGAGAUCCAGGCCCAGAAGGACCUCCAGGACCACAAGGCGAGAAAGGUCCUCGAGGCAAGCGAGGCAAACGGGGUCCUGGAAAGGACGACGACUACGAUGAAGCGACGCUGGCACAAUUCCGAGGUCCUGUUGGACCUCCGGGUCCCCCAGGACCACCCGGUCGGGAUGGAACUCCAGGACACAAGGGUGAAGGGGGUGAAGUGGGUGCACCAGGAUCGUUGGGACCACGUGGCCUCGACGGUAUGCCGGGUGAACCAGGCAUUGAAGGACCUCCGGGCUUGCCAGGAUAUCAAGGACCACCGGGAGAGAAGGGCGAUCCGGGCGACAUUGGUCCUCCAGGGUUGAUGGGUCCACCAGGACUGCCAGGACCUCCAGGCUACCCAGGAGUGAAGGGUGACAAGGGCGAUCGAGGUGACUCGCAGCUCCGGAAAAUGCGCCGACGACAGGACCACGAGGGAAUGGCUGACGAACCCUACCGAGACGUCGUGUACGGAGUGCCAGGACCUCCAGGACCACCGGGUGCCCUUGGCCAUACGGGACCUCCAGGACCUCGUGGCUACGACGGCAAAAAGGGCGACCGAGGUGAAAAGGGACAAAAGGGCGAAUACGGACCCAUGGGUUUACCGGGUCCAAUGGGGAUGCGUGGUGAUUCCGGUCCAGUCGGUCCAGUCGGGAAACCAGGACAUCCGGGACCACCGGGGUUGGAUGGCAUGAAGGGCGCCCAGGGCGAGACCGGCAACAAGGGCGAACGUGGCGAUCCAGGACUGCCCGGCACGGACGGUAUCCCGGGUCAGGAGGGUCCACGUGGUGAAAAGGGCGGCAAGGGUGAUCCAGGACCGAUCGGAAAGCGUGGCCGAAAGGGUGAUCGUGGUGACAAGGGCGAUCAGGGUGUGCCAGGACUCGAUGCACCGUGUCCACUCGGAAUGGACGGAUUACCCCUACCAGGAUGUGGUUGGCGGGCACCGAAAGUGUACCAGGAACCGAUCUUACCAUCGCCCCCGCACAAGGACUAUCUGCCGGACGUGACCGGAACGGAGAAUGAAAGCGAGUACGCGGAGGAAGAGGACGAUGGAGCACCCGAAGCCGAGGACUACGAGGAGGAAUACGUAGAGAACGAGAACGGCAACUGAAAUGGGCGCUGGGGAAGCAAAACAGGACAAUGCGAAAAUUGUUACAUUUCACCAACAAACCAUUAACAUUCCACCGCCAG